Westerdykella ornata is the source of this 1491-nucleotide messenger RNA. RefSeq lists its product as uncharacterized. The transcript has 2 exons. Lineage: Eukaryota; Fungi; Ascomycota; Dothideomycetes; Pleosporales; Sporormiaceae. The coding region runs from base 1 to 1218 and encodes 405 amino acids. The record is from RefSeq and is a predicted model, not a curated record.
AUGGCUAUCACGACGGCUCCAUCUCCCGCGUCUGCACCAGCUCCCUCAACUGCAAAACCAAACCGCGCAUCAUCCUCUUCUGUGUCCAAAUUCCUAUCCAGAUGGCGCUCAAAGCGGAGUAAGGGAGAGGUCAAUCCCGGCACGCAGGAUAAGCGGCCGCCCCUGAUCCCCUCACCCCUCCCGCUGAUACUACCACAUCAUCAAGCCGUGCUGGACGACCUUGGCUGGAGCGUGAUCACAUUCCCCAACGCUUCCGAAUCACACGCGCCGCCUCCUGCACCAGGUGCCCAUCCUCUCCAGACCGCCGCUCAGGAUCUCUUUGCUGCCAGUCAAAUCUUCUUUUCCCUACCUGAAUCGGAGAAGCAGAAAUGGGUGAACAAACAGCUCGGAUCCGAGGAAGGUUGGUCGUGUAUCCCUGGCGAAAAAGAGUUCAUCACUUUGCGCACGUUGGCUGGGACUCCGGAUGUGUUGAAAGAGGCCGCGCAACGGUAUUGGAAUCUCAUGGGCGAUUAUCUGGAUGGUUGCUUGGGUAGGCUCGGGACUAGGAUAGGAGUACGUGAUGAAGGCGCCGAUCAUGGUUUAAGGAGGUAUAUUGGACGUUGUAAACAGAUGGGAAUCGAAGAGCAAGAUAGAAGCGCGACUAUGCUGCGGCUAUUCCGGUACGAGGGCGCUACAACGGAUUUCAAGAUUGUUGCGGAGCCCCAUGCGGAUCUGGGAUUGCUGAGCUGUGUUGUCGGCGAUGUGCCUGGACUUGAAGUAUGGGAUGGCUUCAGCUUCUACCCGGUGGAGAGAGAAGAGUUUGGAAAUCAGAGGAGGCAUGACGGCAAGGUCGAGGUGCGGAACGCGGCUCUGCUGGUUGGAAGACAAUUGGAGGCUCUGUCCAACAAACGGUUCCGUGGCGGUGGCCACCGCGUCGUGAGUUAUCCGCCAGCGUCGGGGCCGGAUGCACCACCUCAGUACCGGUUCUCCAUUGUGUCUGUGCUGCGGGCUUGUGAGGAUGUCGUUGUGGAUACUGAUGUCUUGACGACGGAUAUUACGGGUGCGUUUGAGAAGCCUAUCAGGGGUGUGACGGCGGGGGAGUGGUAUGAGGGGAUUAGGAAGAAGCAUUUUAAUAUUAAUGUUGGAUAUGAGGAGAGGGAGAAGCAGAGGAGGAGUGUGAUGGAGAAGAGGACGGGGGAUGGUGUGGAUGCACGUGCAAAAGAGAUGGGAACUGGAUGAUGCUGCAUUCGAGGGAGGUUUCUGCGUUCACAGGCUGGGGAUAGACCGUGGCCGGGAAAGUUUGUAUAUAAGAAACAAUGCUGAUGAGAAAGGCGAUAGACCAGUGAUGUUUGGUGCUUACCAGAAUCAAAGCGUUAUGCGCUCGGCCAUGUGAUCAAAACCUGGAAGUGUCAAACUCGCGUUUGGUAGUUCUCGUUACGGGUGGAAUGGUCUCGAGAAUAUAGGAAAACACCAAGUUUGCAUGCUUGACAUUUGUAGAUAAGAACUCCGCUG